Prunus armeniaca (apricot) is the source of this 1020-nucleotide messenger RNA. Lineage: Eukaryota; Viridiplantae; Streptophyta; Magnoliopsida; Rosales; Rosaceae. The record is from the annotation of a GenBank genome assembly.
AUGGCUUCCGUGUCCCUCUCUUCUCUGUGCCUGACGCAGAACCCUAUUUCUCUCAGUUUUAGCUCCAUAGCUUCCGAUCAUUUGAGGUUUGGUUCACCUACUGUUGAAUUCGGCUCCGUCAAGAAGUAUCGGAGAGAUAGAGCUGUCGUCUGCAGAGCUUCCUCGGUUGUCUUUCGCAACCUCGACGCCGAUGACUUUCGGCACCCUCUCGACAAACAGAACACGCUGAUUUUGAGGGCGAUUCCAGGAUUGAAUGAGCUUGGAAAGAUUCUUCUAGGAUCCGUUGCAGAGCAAGUCAUGCUUCUUGAGAAUAUUGGAACAUCCCUUCUUGUUUCUAAAGAUCAGCUUUCUGGUCUACAUCGAUUGAUGGUUGAGGCCGCGGAAAUCCUCAAUAUUGAUGCUCCUGAUCUAUAUGUUCGUCAAAGUCCUGUACCAAAUGCAUAUACUUUAGCAAUAAGUGGUAAAAAGCCAUUUGUUGUUGUUCAUACUAGCCUUGUGGAGCUUUUGACUCGAGAAGAGUUACAGGCUGUUUUGGCUCAUGAGUUGGGUCAUCUCAAAUGCGACCAUGGUGUAUGGCUGACAUUUGCAAAUAUUCUUACCCUUGGAGCUUAUACCAUACCUGGGCUUGGUGGGAUGAUUGCUCAGAGUUUAGAAGAACAGUUAUUUCGUUGGCUUCGAGCAGCAGAGCUAACUUGUGAUCGUGCAGCCCUUCUUGUUGCACAAGACCCAAAGGUGGUCAUCUCUGUUCUAAUGAAAUUAGCUGGGGGCUGCCCUUCUCUGGCUGAUCAACUAAAUGUGGAUGCAUUUUUGGAACAAGCUCGCUCCUAUGACAAAGCUUCUUCAAGCCCAGUAGGGUGGUAUAUAAGAAAUGCUCAAACGAGACAACUUUCACAUCCUCUGCCCGUUCUACGUGCUCGUGAAAUUGAUGAAUGGUCAAGAAGUCAAGACUACACAACUCUUCUGAAACAUGCAACACAGAUCACUGGUGCCAAGAAAGUUUUAACAACACCAGGAAGAUAG